AUGAAGAGAACAGAAGAUAAUGCUCAUUAUGAGAAUGUGGCAACAGAUGAUAUUGAUAAUGGAGAAGAGAUACAUGAUGAUGAGGUGAUGGCCGAUGUAACAAACUGGGAUGAUGAUGCAUGUAGACCUUCAGAUGACACUGGCGAGACUUCAAGUGGAGACGACGUGGCCACUUCAACAACAUCAACAACAAUUGGUGGUCAACUACAACAACUUCUCAACAAUAACAACAACAUUGAGGAUCAACAAUAUCAACAUAUUACAACAACAACCGAUGAUUAUGAACUUGACUUUGAGCAUGAGCAUGAUGAUCGAGAUCAACUUAGACUUCGAAAACAAGAUGUUAAUGACGUUGUUGAAGUAGUUGCAACAAUGAGACAAUCUGGUUCAGUUAGUGACGACGAUGAUGGUGGCGGUGGCUUGGAAGUCGAGGCCGAACAAAUGAAGGAUGAUAUAAGAUUGAUCAAUGAUAUAAGAGAGAGAAGUUCAUCCGCUGUUAGCGAGUCAUCAGCAUCAUCAUAUUCAUCGGCGGAUGGAGCGGCAAUAUUAUCAUACGACAAACGUGACAAGGACGAAUACGACAGCGACGACAAGGCAUUACUCACAUCAACAACAUCAUUGGAAGAUGUCAAACUCACGACGACAACUACGACUACACAACCUCGAGGAUCAUUGUUCACAAAGAGGAAUUUGAAGACUGCCACCAUUGUGAUACUGAUUGCCAACCUUGGAUUUGGAACAUGCUUCUCAUACACCUCACCAGAGGCCAUGUCAUCGACAUUCUACCGAACAUUCAAUCUGGACUCGCGUCAAUUUGGAAGUCUGUUCACAUUGUACGCCAUCCCCAACGUGAUCAUGGUGUGCUUGACGGGCGUGCUGGUGGACAUUGUCGGCCCGCAUCCAAUGAGCUUGAUCCUAUCAUCAAUCGUCACGAUAUCAACGUUGAUUGGCGCGUUGUCGCCUCCCUACUUUGGCGUGAUGGUACUCAGUCGCUUCAUAUUGGGCUUUGCCGGCGAGUCGUUGCUUGCCUGCUCCAACGCCCUAAUGACCAAAUGGUUCUCGGACAAGCAGCUGUCGACGUUCCUCGGUGUAUCAAUCGGCUGGAUCUACGCUGGCAAUGUUGCAUCACUCAUACUAUUGCCCAUCGUCAACAAGUCAAUCGGAUUCCGUUGGAGUCUCUGGGUAAUAUUCAUCGUGGCGGCCACCGGCCUAACACUCAACAUCGUCUACAUCCUAAUCCAUCGAAUGUUUAAAGACAUUUCAAAGGAUGCCGAAGUUGAUAUAUUGUUGAAGGAUAUGACGAAUAAGAAUGUGGAGGAUGUGGAAGAGGAGGAAUACUUUGUGGAUCAUAACGAAGAGGAUAGGAGGAUAAAGACACAGAGGCGGGCACAGGUAUCAUUAUCUUGCAUCCUGUCGACGAUAACUGCUUCGGCCUCAAGGGUCAAGGGCAUCGUUGUACAGCUACCCGCACGUCUAUGGGUAAUGAUUGGCAUCGUGUUCUUUGGCUACAGCUCAAUGUAUGGCCUGGCAAUCAUUGGACCAGACUUCUUUGAGAUCAAGUUUGGCGUCAACGAGCAGGUCGCCUCACUGGUCUUGUCCAGCGAGCAAGUUUGCUCCACACUACUCUCACCAGUCUUUGGCUACCUGAUCCGAAGGAUUGGCAGACGCGUACUACUACUUGGCGUGGCUUUUGUGCUCCUGGCUGCCGGUAUCCUACUGCUGGUGCUCACGGAUAUCCAUCCGCUGCCAUGGGUGAUCUUGGCCGGCACAGGCUUUUCCCUGCUCAACACGACAGUCAUCUCAUCGCUGCCAGUUUUUGUUCCGCCAGCGGUACUGGGCACAUCAUAUGGCCUUGUGGGCACGGCCUACAACACAGGCCUGGUGAUCUAUCCCGUACUGUUGGGUAGUCUCAAGGUAGCAACUGGUUCCUACAACGUAUCAUGGUUCGUACUUUUUGGCAACUGCAUCUGUGGACUUGGUCUCGUACUAGUACUCCGCUGGCUUGAUGCCAAGGCACCGAUCGAAACAAGACUGUCCGUCAACUAA
Molecule: messenger RNA, 2046 nt
Organism: Acytostelium subglobosum LB1
Lineage: Eukaryota; Evosea; Eumycetozoa; Acytosteliales; Acytosteliaceae
Exons: 2
Coding region: 1-2046 (681 amino acids)
Biological process (GO): transmembrane transport
Molecular function (GO): transmembrane transporter activity
Source: RefSeq, a predicted model, not a curated record